Dendroctonus ponderosae (mountain pine beetle) is the source of this 1747-nucleotide messenger RNA. Its product is annotated as monocarboxylate transporter 7. Gene Ontology annotation, molecular function: monocarboxylic acid transmembrane transporter activity. The coding region runs from base 227 to 1705 and encodes 492 amino acids. Gene Ontology annotation, biological process: transmembrane transport; monocarboxylic acid transport. NCBI's taxonomy places the organism in Eukaryota, Metazoa, Arthropoda, Insecta, Coleoptera, Curculionidae. The record is from RefSeq and is a predicted model, not a curated record. The transcript is spliced from 8 exons.
AAGUCUAAAACAAUUUUAGACCUAUUUUCCUAUGCGGUCCACCCAAAUGCAAUCACGGCGCCCGAAAUCUUAUUGUCUUCUGUUUGCUAAGACUAUCGACUUAACAUGGCAGAUAACAGGAUUUUACAUUUAAUCAUUAUCGCUAACAAAGAGCUGAAAUAUUGUUGAAUCAUGUACCAUUCAGUCUGCUAGUAAAGUUGUUGUUGAGUGGAAGAUUUGAAAAAAAAUGGGAGCCCAACUGCAUGACCAAACUUUUGAACUGGAAGCUCCAGACGGCGGUUGGGGGUAUGUGGUGGUUGCCGCCACUGUAGUGAUUUUUAGCGUUACUGUAAUGCCAACCGCAGCCUUUGGUUUGGUUUAUGGCGAUUUCCUGAAAUCCAUCGGCGAUGAAACCACUGGAACCACCUUGAGCAAUGGGAUAUUCUCCACAGUCUAUUCAUUCACUGGCCUGUUGGCUAAUGGGCUGCUUGGCCGUUACUCCUACAGGACCGUAGGUCUGAUUGGCAGCAUCGCCUUCAUCCAGGGGGCCGUUGGCCUGAUUUUCAGCCAGACCUUGUUCCAGUUGAUCAUCUGCUAUGGGCUGAUACAAGGUUUGGGUUUCGGCCUACUGAUGCCUUCAUCAUUGUCCGCUUUCAAUGCCUACUUCGAUAAGCGCAUGGCUGUGAUGAUGAGCAUCUGCCAAGCGCUGAUGAUCGCUUUCAGCAUGGGCGUGCCCCAACUGGCUGCUUGGAGUAUGGUGACGUUUGGAUUUCGGGGUACCUUGCUGGGGCUUGCAGUGCUCAGCUGCUUGAGCCUCCCAGCCGUUGCCAGCCUGCAGUCAGUGGAGAAGCACUUGAGAAAAGUGGCGCUGCAAAUGGGCAGCGAGUCGAAGCUUGCAAAAAAAUCCGUGUCCAUUGAUAUGCCGCUCCAAAGCCCGCAGGAGAAGCCUCUGAUGCCGCUAGGCGGUAGCUUGAGGAGCCUGCAGCAGCAUCAAGGAAGGCGGCGCAUGUCCAUGUUGUCUUUGGGGGAUCGAGUAGCUUCGGUUAUCUCCAUCCAUCAGGAUAUAAGCAAGGAGGAGGUCGAGGAGGAGGUGGCUUUAACCUUUUGGCAAUCCUUCAAGAAAUCCAUGGACAUGUCCCUGCUGAAGGACGCCAAGUACUUGAAUAUCAGCAUAGGCCUUGCCCUGGCCUUUACGGCCGACAUGGCCUUCAUUUCCAUCAUGCCUCUGAUGCUGGGCAAUAUUGGGUUUCAACCUCAGGACAUCGCCUCUAUGAUGGCGGUUUUCUUCGGCUCAGACCUGCUUUCCAGAAUUCUGUUGACCAUCAUGUCCAGCGUGGUGCGGUUCAAAAGCCGCCAUCUGAUACUCUUCACUUCCAUCCUCAUAGCUUUAUCCAGAACUGCUUUCGUUCUCAAUGACUCCUAUAUGUGGAAAGUGGUGUUCCUGGGCAUUUUGGGCUUUCUGCGCUGUUUCAUCCAGACGCCGUUGCCCUUGGUGUUCUCCGAAGAGUAUCAGGAUCGAUUCCCCACCGCCUACUCGCUGUUUAUGGCCCUCAAUGGGGUUGUGAGCUUGAUUUGUGGGCCUUUAAUGAGUCUGGUAAAGUCGCUUACCAAAAGCGAUGUGAUGGUGUGCCACGUGCUUACCAUGGCCUACAUCAUUUGCGUGCUGGCCUGGACCUUUGAGAUGACCUUUUGCCGCGCAAAAUCCACGACUAAGCAGCCCAAAUGAGUAUGGGAUUAUGGAUAUUCAUGCAAUAUAAUUUGGAAAAUU